AGGGUUUGCUGUCGUUCACGCCUCUUCCUCCGUUAGGAGACAUCAUGGCGCUGAGCCGGACUCUCUACGGUUUACUCUUCAAAAAGACGUCGACUUUCGCCGUCACGAUUAUGGUGGGAGCCGUCGUGUUUGAGCGAGUGUUUGACCAAGCUGGAGACGCGUUGUUUGAGGGUUUAAAUCGAGGGAAAUUGUGGAAACACAUUAAACACAAUUAUGAGAAGGAGGAAUAACCGGGACGUUAAGCGUCCAUCGUUCCUGAGAUAAUCAACCGACUUUGACCGCGUUCUGUCUACCAUGUCGGAUCAUCACCAUUCAGACGUUGCAGGACUGGAGACUUUCUCUGACGAUCGUGGACUCAUCGCCCCCCUCUUGGAUGCUGUGCAUUAUGCCGCGUGUUCCCCACAGUUUGUACUUGUAACCCUAAAUUAAACCUGUGUUAAAUCCAACAAUGUAAUGCUAUUUGUGAGUCUGUGUGUCUGGCUGUAAGGCUACCUAGAGGGCUGAAUUAAUAAAAACAUUAGAACCAG
Molecule: messenger RNA, 527 nt
Organism: Electrophorus electricus (electric eel)
Lineage: Eukaryota; Metazoa; Chordata; Actinopteri; Gymnotiformes; Gymnotidae
Gene: uqcr10
Product: ubiquinol-cytochrome c reductase, complex III subunit X
Biological process (GO): mitochondrial electron transport, ubiquinol to cytochrome c
Cellular component (GO): respiratory chain complex III
Source: RefSeq, a predicted model, not a curated record